Gopherus evgoodei (Goodes thornscrub tortoise) is the source of this 1522-nucleotide messenger RNA. RefSeq names its product zinc finger protein OZF-like. Gene Ontology annotation, molecular function: RNA polymerase II cis-regulatory region sequence-specific DNA binding; DNA-binding transcription factor activity, RNA polymerase II-specific. The transcript has 2 exons. Gene Ontology annotation, biological process: regulation of transcription by RNA polymerase II. Bases 1 to 1482 code for a protein of 493 amino acids. The record is from RefSeq and is a predicted model, not a curated record. NCBI's taxonomy places the organism in Eukaryota, Metazoa, Chordata, Testudines, Testudinidae.
AUGGGGAAAAUUGGCGGAGGGCAGAUAGGCUUCCGGGAAACCACUCAAGGAAGCAAAUGGAUAAAGCUAUUAUAUGUGGGGAAGGACAUAGCGAUCCCACAGCCCAACAGACAACCUCCAAGACAGACAAAAGCUGUGAAUAUCUUGGUUUUGGGAAAGGAAUCAGUUCUGAGACCACAGCUUGUUCCACUUCAGGAAAUCGAAACUGGAAAGAAAUCACUUCAAUGCUUGGACCGUGGGGAAAGCUUCAAUAACCGCUCAGAUCUUAAUAACCAUGGGAGAAGCCACACAGGAGAGAGAUCCUCUCAGUGCCUUGAGGGCAGGAAUAUUUUAAAUUUGAAGUCAACCUUGAUUACACAUCAGACGGUCCAGACUGGAGAGAGACCCCAUAAGUGCUUAAUCUGUGGGAAAAGUUUCGUAUGGAGGUCAGCCCUACUUAGUCAUCAGGCAAUCCACACUGGAGAGAGAUCCCAUAAGUGUUUAGAGUGUGGAAAAAAUUUCAUACAGAAGUCAAACCUUGUUGCACAUCAGGUAAUCCACACUGGAGAGAGACCCCAUCAGUGUUUAGAGUGUGGGAAAAAUUUCAUACGGAGGUCAACCCUUCUUAUACAUCAAGCAGUCCACACUGGAGAGAGACCCCAUAAGUGCUUGGAAUGUGGGAAAAGUUUCAUAUGGAGGUCAGGCCUUGUUUUUCAUCAGAAGAAACACACGGGAGAGAGACCUCAUAAGUGCUUAGAGUGUGGAAAAAGUUUCAUAGAGAGGUCAGACCUUGCUAAACAUCAGAUAAUCCACACAGGAGAGAGAUCCCAUAAGUGUUUGGACGAUGGGAAAAGUUUCACACAAAGAUCAAAUCUUAUGGAACAUCAGAGAAUCCACACUGGAGAGAGACCCCAUAAAUGCUUAGACUGCGGGAAAAGUUUCACAUGGAGAUCUGCCCUCGUUAAACAUGAAAGAAUCCACACUGGAGAGAGACCCCAUAAGUGCUUGGAAUGUGGGAAAAGUUUCACAUGGAGAUCUGCCCUCGUUAAACAUGGGAGAAUCCACACUGGAGAGAGACCCCACAAGUGCUUAGACUGUGGGAAAAGUUUUAUACAGAGAUCAGCCCUUCUUCUUCAUCAGGCAAUCCACACUGGAGAGAGACCCCAUAAAUGCUUAGACUGUGGGAAAAGUUUUAUACAGAGAUCAGCCCUUCUUCUUCAUCAGGCAAUCCACACUGGAGAGAGACCCCAUAAAUGCUUAAUCUGUGGGACAGGUUUCAUACGGAAGUCAGACCUUGUUAAACAUCAGGAAAUCCACACUGGAGAGAGACCCCAUAAGUGUUUAGACUGUGAAAAAAGUUUUAUACGGAGGUCAUCCCUACUUGCACAUCAAAAAAUCCAUACCGGAGAGAGACCCCAUAAGUGCUUAAACUGUGGGAAAAGUUUCAUACGGAGGACUGACCUUGUUAAACAUCAAGCAAUCCAUACAAGAGGGAGACCAUAAGAGUUCAGAAAGUGUGUAAAUGUGCAAAAAAAGGCAUGGA